AUGUAUAGAUUGGGAUCUCAGGGAAGGUCGAUACAAAGCCAGCUUCAGAAUGGCGACUCAAGUUCGGGACGACCACUACAGUUGCAAGGAACUGGGAUGAGAGAAGCUCAGAGGAUUCCUCAGCAGUUGGAUUAUCUUUUGGCGGAGAUUAUCUCUCCUAAUGAAGACACCAAUGUUAUUGGAUAUCUAGCUUAUUACUAUCCGAAACUGAAGAAUGAACAGAACGUGGCACUUUUGACUGAUUUUUUUCUUAGAUGCCCAACCUACUUUAGUCAUUCAAAUGUAGUAUCUCUGAGAAACAAUUACCCAGUGAUGGAAGCCUUCAAUUACAUUAUGACUACAAAGUUCAAAGUCUCCCAACCAACGGUUCCCUUCUAUAGAUUCUAUGCUGCUGUGCUGGCAAGUCUACUGAACUGCGAAAAGACCGAUCCAUCGCACCAUUGGAAGCUGAUUCCAAUACUAACUGGAGUCCUUCUCAGCAUCAAAGGAAGAGAUGACGUUGAGCUAUAUCCCGAUCAUAGCAGGUCUAUCAAGGGAAGUGACACUGCAGUGGCCCAACUGUUACAGAGAUGUUUAUUAAGAUUCUACCAAUCCGGUGAUGCAAGAAGUUAUGAUUUGAAUGCCCUCGUCAUAAUAUCCAUGAGCUGUGCCUUGGAUUACGUUGAAGAUGAUACCAUCAAGAAAAUACUGUAUUGUUUCAAUUAUACAAGAGCUAUCAUUGAUCUUAUUUAUUAUUCUCCUUAUGGUCUCAAUGAUAGUGACAUACCGCUAUUGUCGGACUCUUCCGUUAACUCACAGUCUUUCGACCAGCUACUUAACAACAACCCCGCGCUGAAACAUCUGAACCGAUUAUCGUUCCUUUUUGAAAGGACUGUAAAGUUGAACGAUGGUAGUAUUCAAUCAAAUCUUAAUGAUAUUGAUAUUUCCUUGAACAAGAUGCAAAGCUUCAGCGAGAAACUUUCAAAGAAAAUUUCCGUUCUAGAUGAUGAUAGUAGCAAAGGGGUUGGCCAGCUUCUCAGACAGUGUUUAUAUGCUUCAAUCAUCAUUCAUCAAGCUAUCCUGACGACGUUUUUCCAGUUGGAUAAUGCAGACUAUACAAAGUAUUUUUUGCCGUCAUUUUCCAGAAAGAUUCUUUCCAUUUUAUUUAACUUAUUCUUCAUUGUGGACAGAAUUGGAACGGGUGGAUUCCAGCCCUACAACUUUGUGUAUUUAACAUGCUUGCAAGGGAUAAUUCAGUACGACAUGAAAACUGCCGAAUCACUUGUGAAGACAUUUACCACUGGCAUUAACUACUCAUCUUUGAAAGAUUCUGAGGUUGCAAGGGCUAAACUUUUGUUCACUCUCAAUUUGAUGGAACAGAUUGUGAAUAUUUGCAGCGAUGAUCUAAGAUUGGAACUAAUCGUACCGUUGGUAGAAGAUUUGGUGAACAACAAAAAUGCAUGUGUUGAUAUUCAUAAUCAUGUGUUCAAGAGUAUAUUUGAAUCUGCUCAUUCAGUUAUCCUUAAGUUUUUUACUGUGGUGGACUCUUCCGUAAAGAAUGUUGACUAUGAGACAAAUGUUACAUUAGUAUCAGAAAAGAUCAUCCCUUAUUUGACGCUUGUCAUUGAUCAGUUUCCGGAAUUUUUAUCAAUUAAUCAGCUGGAUAUUGCAAUUGAGACUAUUAGUCGUACCGUAUUUCCAGACAGUCCCAUCUACAGUUACGACAAGAACAUCUCAUCUAUGUUUUUGAACGUCUUGUUUAACAAAUGUUUAACCGUUGACAACGAUGAGUUAGUUGAGUUGCCCGCAAUCGAGGCAGUAGUUGCACCUAAGAACGACGAAGAAAAUAAUACGUCUGACGCGCAAGAUGGCGGACCUAAAGAACUUCAGUCAUUGAAUGAUUUAAAAUCCAGAAGAUCGGCAUUGAUUUCUGCUUUAAUCUCAGUUUUCCCUCUUAUUCCCGUGAAGGACUACACUAAAUGGUUGUCAAUUGCUUUCUACGACUUGAUUGUAGCUACCCCAGAAAGAACGGAACGUGCAUUUUUGCAAGAACGAUUGUGGGACUGCGUUGUUGGAACCAACAAAUAUGACCCUCAAAAGGGAAAUUUAGGUAUAAUGUGGUGGUAUGAGAAUGUAAACGCCCAAUCAACCGCAAAGUUAUAA
This is a messenger RNA of Komagataella phaffii GS115, 2142 nucleotides long. RefSeq names its product Peroxisomal biogenesis factor 8. The transcript has a single exon. Bases 1 to 2142 code for a protein of 713 amino acids. The record is from RefSeq and is a predicted model, not a curated record. Lineage: Eukaryota; Fungi; Ascomycota; Pichiomycetes; Pichiales; Pichiaceae.